AUGGCUGUUAACAUCCCAGUGAUAGCCAUGGUGAUUUUCUACCUGCUGGUUCUUGGGACCGGCAUCUGGGCUUCUUUCAAGUCCAAAAGGGAACAGAAGAGAAGCGCAGCCACUGGGAUGGAUAUGGCUCUGCUGGGAAACCGGAGCAUUAGCUUGGUGGUGGGGAUCUUCACAAUGACAGCUACCUGGGUCGGAGGAGGCUUCAUUGUUGGCACAGCUGAGAUGGUGUACCUGCCAUCUAUGGGUCUAACCUGGGCUAUCCUGAUGCUAUUGGCAUACAGCUCAUCUUUUAUUAUAUGUGGCUUGGUGUUUGUAAAGCCGAUGAGAGACAGAAACUGUGUGACGUUGCUGGACCCCUUCAAUGCCAAGUAUGGAAAAGUAGUAACUGCUGCACUGUCCCUGGCUUCAAUUAGUUUGGAUGUUGUCUGGUUACCCGGCACACUAAUUGGUUUAGGAGGAACCAUGAGUGUGGUCCUGGAUUUUCCCUUCAGUGUGUGCGUAUGGAUCUCUGCUGCCGUCGCCAUUAUCUACACUCUGCUGGGGGGUCUCUACUCGGUGGCCUACACAGAUAUUGUACAGCUUAUCCUUUUAUUCAUCAGCUUGUGGAUCUGUGUUCCCUUUGCUUUGAUGAACCCCCACGUUUCGGACAUUAGUCAGACACUGAUGAACAACACCCUGCACACUCCCUGGAUAGGAUCACCCGAGCUGAAAAAGACCUGGAUACUGAUUGACGAUUUCUUAUUCAUGGCCCUGGGGAGUCUGGGAUAUCAGUGCAUUCAUCAGAGGACUUUGUCGGCAUCGUCCACAUCGACAGCAAAGACCACUUGCUUUUUUUCGGCUUUCUUCCUGCCUAUUUUGGGGAUUCCUUCAAUACUUUUUGGGGCAGCUGCUGCCUCCACAGACUGGAACAUGACUUCGUACGGUUCUCCGUCUCCAUAUGAACGUGGGGAAUCAGCUCUAGUUCUGCCCCUCAGCCUCCAACAUCUCACUCCUUCCUUCAUCUCCAUCAUCGGUAUUGGAGCUGUGGCCGCCGCCGCGAUGUCGUCCCUCGACUCCGUUUUGCUUUCUGCAGCUUCUGUCUUCACCUCCAGCAUUUACAAGAACAUCCUGAGACCCCAGGCGUCGGAGAGGGAGAUCCAGUGGGUGAUCCGAGCCUCCGUGUUGGUCGUGGGCGUGUUUGGUUCAUCGCUUUCCUUCCUGAAAAACAGCAUCUUAUUGUUCUGGUUCAUCGGAGCUGAAAUCGCCUACGUCAUACUCUUCCCUCAACUCGUCUGCGUCCUCUUCGUCGACAUCUCCAACAGUUACGGGGCUGUUAUGGGCUUGUUGUUGGGAAUAAUGGUACGACUGCUAAGUGGAGACCCAUCACUAGGGAUCGCACCAAUCCUACACUUCCCAGGAUGCACUCUUGAGAACGGUGUUUACGUCCAGUACUCUCCAGUUAAAACCAUCUCCAUGCUUUCGGCCAUUGCUGUCAUCUUGUUGUUCUCCUACCUGACUUCUGUGCUCUUCAACAAAGGCCAUCUUCCUGAGAAGUGGGAUGUGUUUAAAGUGAAAACCCAGCACUCAUUGCAACCAGACACACCAACAGAUGGCGCUACAGAGCAUAAUGAGAGUGAGAAACUGAAUGGAAGCAACUCUCAGACAGAGGCAUCAACGCUAAUGGCUAGCACAAACUGUUAGCAUUCCUGUGUGUAUAAGAUAAGAUAAGGGCAACCUCCUCUUUGUCGUGGAGGGGUUGAUCCUAAUCCAAAACAUGGCAAUCAGAAGCACAAAUAGGUUUUAGGUUUGGGUUUCGGCCUUGCAAUGGGGAAGAUAGCGGUUGCGGGUGAUGAUCAAUAGAGUGCUAACUCCUGGGACGGCUACAAACAUUUAAUUUGGGAUUUUUUUGGUUUAUUUCAAGCCCUUAGGCAUUGUGCUAAACACUUUUGCACAGUGCAUGAGGUGCUUGUUUGUGUAAAUGUAAGGUACAACUGUUAUUCCAAUGUGAUUUAAAACAAACAAGACUCAUGUGAAUUUGAAACCUUUGAAGCAGUUCACACUAAGGACACAAUGAGUGACGUUGUUUUAUAUGUAUGCUUUUUUCUUGCUGAAUCCAUAUGCCAUAAACGAGAUAUGUAUAAUUGCAAAUAAAAUGUCUGAAAAAGG
Molecule: messenger RNA, 2145 nt
Organism: Trematomus bernacchii (emerald rockcod)
Lineage: Eukaryota; Metazoa; Chordata; Actinopteri; Perciformes; Nototheniidae
Product: high-affinity choline transporter 1-like
Biological process (GO): transmembrane transport; choline transport; acetylcholine biosynthetic process
Cellular component (GO): plasma membrane
Molecular function (GO): choline:sodium symporter activity
Source: RefSeq, a predicted model, not a curated record